Molecule: messenger RNA, 12489 nt
Organism: Syngnathus acus (greater pipefish)
Lineage: Eukaryota; Metazoa; Chordata; Actinopteri; Syngnathiformes; Syngnathidae
Gene: cacna1c
Product: calcium channel, voltage-dependent, L type, alpha 1C subunit
Exons: 51
Coding region: 875-7765 (2296 amino acids)
Biological process (GO): calcium ion import across plasma membrane
Cellular component (GO): voltage-gated calcium channel complex; membrane
Molecular function (GO): high voltage-gated calcium channel activity
Source: RefSeq, a predicted model, not a curated record
GUGUGUUUGACUGCAGAGCUGCAGGAGCAGCAGAGGCAGACGAGAGAGCCCAAACUCCGGUCCACUUCCACACAUAAACACACGCACACACGCACACACGCAUAGAGCGAGCGAGCGAGAGAGCGAGCGAGCGACAAGAGAGGAGACCACCAUGGACUGGAUCGGGACGCGAGAGGAGCGCGGAUGAGGACAGGACAGGACAGGAUAGGACAGCCUGCGUUGCGCGCCUUUGUGGAUUCCUGCCAGGCUCUCAGCGUGGAUUUAACCUAUUGGGAGAUUUAACCCCCGCGAUGGAAUAUUUGCACUCUUGUCAUUUUCCAAUCUUCCUCCACCUCCUCCUGCUCCUCCUCCUCUUCCUCCAGCAGCAGCAGCAGCGAGGAUGCCAAGCAGCGAUGCGUCUUUUGCGCACUUCCACUGACAGCGCCCGUGCUUUGCGAGCUCUUUUAAAGCUUUGAGGAAAGAAAAAAUAAAUACCCCCCCCCCCCCCCCCCACCUACAAAAAAAAAAAAAUAAUAAAAUAAGAGGAAAGAAAAGCAGAGGAGAGGAGAGGAGAGUGAAGAUUGAACGCGGUGCUGCUUUCAUGCUCGUCGCCUAGGGCCCGGAUGUACCGAGGGAUGCGCCGGUGCGUUUUGCCGACCGGUUCCGCCGACAGAUCCCUCUUUUUUCUCGCCUUCACCUCCAUCAUGGGGAUUAGGUAAUAUUCACUCCAUCCGAAGACACCCCUCCCCUGCCGAGCGACGGGAAUAUCCACAAGCUGUCAGACUCACCCCCCCGCCCCCCUUUUAUUUCUUUUUUUUUUUUUUUUUGGAGGGGGGCUAUUCCCCCCCCCUCUUUUCAAUCCAUUCACGCAUAGGGAGAACCCUGGACUACAUUUAUGGUAAAUGAAAGCAAAAACAUGUACAUCCCGGAGGACACCCUUGAGAAUCAUCAAGGCUCCGACUACUCGCCCCCUCCCACCCUCCCUCGCCCCGCUGCCCCCGGCUUGACCAACGAGCACCCGGGCGGUGGUGACCGCGAUGGAGGCGGGGGCGGGGUCAACCACGGCGUGGCGGGAGUGGUGGGCCUGGCCCCGGAGCACAUCGCCACGCCGGGCGCCGCCCUGAGCUGGCAAGCCGCCAUCGACGCCGCCCGCCAGGCCAAGAUGAUGGGCAACGCGGCCUCGGGCGGCACGGCGGGGCUGGCGGCGGGAGGGGGCGGGCCCAUCUCCACGGCCAGCUCCACGCAGCGCAAGCGGCAACACUACAGCUCCAAGCCCAAGAAGCCCACCACCACUACGGCCACGCGGCCCCCGAGAGCGCUGCUCUGCCUCACGCUCAAGAACCCCAUUCGCCGGGCCUGCAUCAGCAUCGUCGAGUGGAAACCCUUCGAGAUCAUCAUCCUGAUGACCAUUUUCGCUAACUGUGUGGCCUUAGCCGUCUACAUCCCCUUCCCAGAGGACGACUCCAACGCCACUAACUCCAAUCUGGAGCGCGUGGAGUAUUUAUUCCUCAUCAUCUUCACCGUGGAGGCGUUCCUAAAGGUGAUAGCCUACGGCCUGCUCUUCCACCCUAAUGCCUAUCUGAGGAACGGCUGGAAUCUGCUCGACUUCAUCAUCGUAGUGGUCGGGUUGUUCAGCGCCAUCUUGGAGCAGGCCACCAAGGGUGACGGGGCCGCUCCGAUCGGAGGCAAGGCGGCGGGUUUCGACGUCAAGGCUCUGAGGGCAUUCCGAGUACUCCGACCCCUCCGAUUGGUCUCCGGAGUACCUAGUUUACAGGUAGUUUUGAAUUCCAUCAUCAAAGCCAUGGUCCCCCUGCUCCACAUCGCCCUCCUGGUCCUCUUCGUAAUCAUCAUCUACGCCAUCAUCGGCUUGGAGCUCUUCAUGGGCAAGAUGCACAAGACCUGCUAUCACGACCACACAGGCACCAUAGCGGAGGAAAAACCGGCGCCGUGCGCGCCCAAGUUGGCGUACGGGCGACACUGUGACCAAAACAGGACCGAUUGCAAGAUGGGCUGGGAAGGCCCUAACGACGGCAUCACCAACUUUGACAACUUCGCCUUCGCCAUGUUGACCGUGUUCCAAUGCAUCACCAUGGAGGGCUGGACCGACGUGCUGUACUGGAUGCAGGAUGCUAUGGGCUAUGAGCUGCCGUGGGUCUAUUUUGUCUCUCUCGUCAUCUUCGGCUCCUUUUUCGUCCUCAAUCUCGUUCUGGGGGUGUUGAGUGGAGAGUUUUCCAAGGAAAGGGAGAAGGCCAAGGCACGAGGCGACUUCCAGAAACUCCGAGAAAAACAGCAGCUGGAGGAGGAUCUCAAGGGCUACUUAGACUGGAUCACUCAGGCUGAAGAUAUCGACCCAGAGAAUGAAGAGGAGGGUCUGGAUGACGAUAAACCCAGAAACUUGAGCAUGCCGGCCAGUGAGAAUGAAUCGGUCAACACCGACAACGCACCCGGAGGCGAUGUAGAAGGAGAGACCUGCUGUACGCGGCUAGCAAAUAGGAUCUCCAAAUCCAAGUUCAGUCGCUACUCACGCAGGUGGAACAGGCUGUGCAGGCGCAAGUGUCGGGCGGCUGUCAAAUCGCAGGUUUUCUAUUGGCUGGUUAUCUUUCUGGUUUUCCUCAACACUCUCACCAUUGCCUCGGAACAUCACCAGCAGCCGCAGUGGUUAACAGACGUGCAAGACAUAGCUAACAAAGUUUUACUCGCACUCUUCACCGGUGAGAUGCUCUUGAAGAUGUACAGCCUGGGCCUUCAGGCAUACUUCGUCUCGCUCUUCAACCGCUUUGACAGUUUUGUCGUUUGCGGCGGGAUUCUGGAGACCAUCCUGGUGGAAACUAAGAUCAUGUCGCCUCUCGGCAUCUCCGUGCUGCGUUGCGUGCGCUUGUUGCGGAUCUUCAAAAUAACCAGAUACUGGAACUCGCUGUCCAACUUGGUGGCCUCCUUGCUGAACUCAGUGCGCUCCAUCGCUUCCCUGCUGCUCCUGCUCUUCCUCUUCAUCAUCAUCUUCUCCCUGCUGGGCAUGCAGCUCUUUGGCGGCAAGUUCAACUUUGAGGACACCCGGCGAAGCACCUUUGACAACUUCCCCCAGUCGCUCUUGACCGUCUUCCAGAUCUUAACUGGUGAAGACUGGAACUCGGUGAUGUACGACGGGAUCAUGGCGUACGGUGGACCUUCCUUCCCCGGCAUGCUGGUCUGCAUCUACUUCAUCAUCCUCUUCAUCUGCGGAAACUAUAUCCUACUCAACGUCUUUUUGGCCAUCGCUGUGGACAACCUAGCUGACGCCGAGAGCCUGACGUCUGCUCAAAAGGAGGAAGAGGAGGAGAAGGAGAGGAAGAAACUAGCCAGACUGGGCACUCCAGACAAGAGGCACAACAACGAGAAGCCUCCACUGGAGAAAGAGAAGCGAGAGAAGAUUGAGCUGAAGUCCAUCACUUCGGAUGGCGAGAGCAACACUGCCACAAAAAUCAACAUGGACGAUUACUGCGGCGAUGAAAGCGAAGAGAAGAAUCCAUAUCCUGCAAACGAUUACAUCGGUAAAAUAUUUAAUCGGGAAAUUAAGUCGUUCUACGCUUCAGUCGUUAUGUUUCCGCCAGGUGACGAAGACGACGAGGAACCGGACGUGCCGGUCGGUCCAAGGCCUCGGCCGCUCUCCGACAUCCAGCUUAAGGAGAAAGCCGUUCCCAUGCCCAAGGCUCGAGCCUUCUUCGUCUUCAGCCACACCAACAAAUUCAGGGUUCUAUGCCAUAAGAUCGUCAACCACAACAUCUUCACCAACCUCAUCCUCUUCUUCAUCCUGCUCAGCAGUAUCAGUCUGGCAGCCGAGGAUCCGGUCAAGAACGACUCCUUCCGAAACGAGAUCCUGGGCUAUGCGGAUCACGUCUUCACGGGGCUUUUCACCAUCGAGAUUAUUCUCAAGAUGACAGCUUACGGAGCCUUCCUCCAUAAAGGCUCUUUCUGCAGGAACUAUUUCAACAUUCUGGACCUGGUGGUCGUCAGCGUUUCCCUCAUUUCCUCCGGGAUACAGUCCAGCGCCAUCAACGUGGUGAAGAUCCUGCGAGUUCUCCGAGUGCUCCGACCUUUGCGGGCCAUCAACAGAGCCAAGGGCCUGAAGCAUGUGGUGCAGUGCGUCUUUGUGGCCAUCAGGACCAUCGGCAACAUCGUCAUCGUCACCACGUUGCUCCAGUUUAUGUUCGCCUGCAUCGGGGUGCAGCUUUUCAAGGGCAAGUUCUUCUUCUGCUCGGACAACUCGAAACAGACAAAGGCGGAGUGCAGAGGCUCGUAUAUAAAGUAUAAGGACGGCGAUGUGGCUAAGCCAGAACGAGCCCUGAGACUGUGGGAGAACAGCGAAUUUAACUUUGACGAUGUGCUGCAAGGCAUGAUGGCUCUGUUUGCGGUGUCCACCUUUGAGGGCUGGCCGGGGCUCCUGUACCGGGCCAUUGACUCUCACACCGAAGACGUGGGUCCCAUCUACAACUACCGUGUGGUCAUCUCCAUCUUCUUCAUCAUCUAUAUUAUCAUCAUCGCCUUCUUCAUGAUGAACAUCUUCGUCGGUUUCGUCAUCGUCACCUUCCAGGAGCAAGGCGAGCAGGAGUAUAAGAACUGUGAGCUUGAUAAAAAUCAGCGUCAGUGUGUUGAAUAUGCCCUGAAGGCCCGCCCCCUGCGCCGCUACAUCCCCAAGAACCCGUACCAGUACAAGGUGUGGUACGUGGUCAACUCCUCCUACUUUGAGUACCUGAUGUUCACGCUCAUCCUUCUCAACACAAUCUGCCUGGCCAUGCAGCAUCACGGCCAGACGAAGAACUUCAACGAUGCCAUGAACAUCCUCAAUAUGCUCUUCACUGGGCUCUUCACUGUGGAGAUGAUCCUCAAAUUGAUCGCCUUCAAGCCCAGGGGGUACUUUAGUGAUCCCUGGAAUGUGUUUGAUUUCCUCAUCGUAAUUGGCAGCAUAAUAGACGUCAUUCUCAGUGAAAUCAACCCAGCUGACUCCUCCUCGUCCUCUUCGUCUUCCUCCUCUUCCUCCUCUCACCCCCCUGUGGUAAGACCAACGGGCCUGCAAAACUCGGAAGAGAACGCUCGGAUCUCCAUCACCUUCUUCCGGCUCUUCCGUGUGAUGCGUCUGGUGAAACUGCUCUCCCGUGGGGAAGGGAUUCGGACCUUGCUGUGGACAUUCAUCAAGUCCUUCCAGGCUCUACCUUACGUCGCCCUGCUGAUCGUAAUGCUGUUUUUCAUUUACGCCGUCAUCGGCAUGCAGAUGUUUGGCAAGAUAGCGCUGCAGGACCACACGCAGAUCAACAGGAACAACAAUUUCCAGACGUUCCCCCAGGCAGUGCUGCUGCUCUUCAGAUGUGCGACAGGCGAAGCGUGGCAAGAGAUCAUGCUGGCGUGCUCGCCCUACCGCCCAUGCGAGAAAGGAUCCUCCAAUGAGAACAUCACCAUCCAGGAGGACUGCGGGAGCCAGUUUGCUAUCAUCUACUUUGUCAGCUUCUACAUGCUCUGUGCCUUUCUGAUCAUUAAUCUCUUCGUGGCUGUCAUCAUGGAUAACUUUGACUACCUGACGCGGGAUUGGUCCAUCCUGGGGCCGCAUCAUCUCGACGAGUUCAAGAGGAUCUGGGCUGAGUACGACCCGGAAGCUAAGGGGAGGAUCAAGCACCUGGAUGUGGUGACUCUCCUCCGAAGAAUCCAGCCACCGCUCGGCUUCGGGAAGCUCUGUCCUCAUCGGGUCGCUUGCAAGCGUCUGGUAUCCAUGAACAUGCCUCUAAACAGCGACGGAACCGUCAUGUUCAACGCGACGCUGUUUGCACUCGUCAGAACCGCACUGAGGAUCAAGACAGAAGGGAAUCUGGAGCAAGCCAAUGAGGAACUGAGGGCCAUCGUAAAGAAGAUCUGGAAGCGAACCAGCAUGAAACUUCUGGAUCAAGUGGUGCCCCCUGCUGGCGACGACGAGGUGACCGUCGGAAAGUUCUACGCCACCUUCCUCAUUCAGGAAUACUUCCGCAAGUUCAAGAAGAGGAAAGAACAAGGUCUGGUGGCCAAAGUGGCGCCCAAAACUGCCCUCUCUCUGCAGGCGGGCCUGCGGACGUUACAUGACAUCGGUCCGGAGAUCAGGAGGGCCAUCUCUGGAGACCUCACGGUGGAGGAGGAGGUAGACAAAGACCCCAAGGAGCCCGUGUCAGCCGCAUCCGAGGACGAUAUCUUCAGGGUAAAGCGGUCAGGCGGCUUGUUCGGCAACCACGUCAACUACUACAACCAGAGCGACGGGCGUGCCUCCUUCCCGCAGUCGUUCACCACCCAACGUCCCUUGCACAUCAGCCAGAAGGGCUCGCCCUGCGACGUCGAGAGCCCGUCCCACGAGAAGCUCAUGGACUCCACCACCUUCACGCCGUCCUCGUACUCGUCGUCGGGCUCCAACGCCAACAUCAACAACGCCAACAACACCGGCAUGGUGGGCGUGGCCCCGCAAGGCGUGGCCCGCUUCCCCGGCCCGUCCAUCAGCACGGUGGACGGCCACACGGGACAACCGCUCACGCCCAUCCUGCUGCCCAGAUCGGCUUGGUGCUUCCCUCCCAAGAGGACGUGUUUUUUUGACAACCUCAUUCGCUCCGAUUCGAGCGACAGCCGCCUGCCGAUCAUCCGCAGGGGCGAAGGCUCCACGGAGGAGACGUACGACGAGAGCUAUGCCGACGAGAGGGAAUUCCACGAGGACGACCACUCGCUCUCCUCCGACAUGCUGAUAUACCGCGAUGACACCUGCAAGCAGCUGACUCCCAUGGAGGAAGGAGAAGACAUGGAGGAGAGAAGAGGAGGUGGAGGCUGGCAAUCUCCCAGAAGAGUUUUUCUCUGUCCCACUUCUUUAGGGCGGAGAUCUUCUUUCCAUUUAGAGUGUCUGAGGAGACAUUCGAGGCCGGACGUCUCUCAGAAGACGGCCGUACCGCUGCACCUCGUCCAUCAUCAGGCGCUAGCGGUGGCCGGGCUGAGUCCAUUGAUAAGGAGGAGCCACUCGCCUACCCUCUUCAGCCGGUUGUGCUCCACACCUCCGGCCAGUCCCCCAGGACAAGGCAGAGACGCCUCGCAUCAGUGGGUACCCUCGCUAAGGUUAGAGGGCUCCAACUCUCACGAAAAGCUCAACACCAGCUUGCCCUCAGUCAACUGCGGGCCCUGGUAUAGCGACAGUAAUGGGAACAGUCGGGUACCUAGCCCCGCCUCCGGUAUGCCGGCGACCAAUCAGAGAGCACCGCGGCCGGUGUCGCUCACGGUGCCCUCGUUAUCGAGGCACGAAUCUAGCUCGCUGUCGCACGGCAGCGCCGGAAGUCUGGUGGAGGCGGUGCUAAUAUCAGAAGGCUUGGGCCAGUUCGCGCAGGACCCUUCCUUCAUCGAGGCCACAAAGGCCGAGCUGGCCGACGCCUGCGACAUGACCAUCGAGGAGAUGGAGCACGCGGCCAGCAACAUCCUCAACGGCAACACCUCCGUCGCCGCCACUGCCUCGGACGCCGCCGCCGCGCCCGCCGCCUCCCAGCACAGCCCCAACGGCAACCUCCUGCCCUUCCUCAGGGACAGGGACCACGGAGGGGAGGACGGCGGAGAGGCGGGCGGGAACCGAGGCUCCGUCCACGGGCCGUCCUCUGUAGAAGAGCGACAAGAGCUCCUGGCGGAAGAGCGGGAACAGGAAGAGGAGGAGGAGGAGGAGGAGGACGUCGGGGGGAGGGAGGAAGGACCCCACCGAAGCUCCUCGGUGAUGUCGAGGACCAGCGUGCUGCUGGAGGAUGAGGACAUGGAGUGUGUGACAAGUUUGUAGGGGCUCCGCCGGACGUCUCACGAUUGGUGGCUAUGUUAGUCCCCGCCCCCUUCACACACACACGCCUCUAUUGCGCCAGAGGAAGCGGCUCCGAACAAUGUCGGCCAAGACGCGUCACAAAUGCUUUGUACGUCUGAAUGUUUGUAGUAAAGUAUAUCACACUAUACUCUAUAUUAUCAGAGUGUGCGCUUGUGUGCGCGUGUUUUUCCCCCCUCUUUGUACGCACAUGCGUGUGAGAGUGCGUGUCUCUAAAGUGCCUCACAGUUUUCUCACGUCCUCAAAGUGACGAGCAAAGACGGCCAGGGGAAGGCAAAGAUCCGUCAACGGAGCUCCUCCUCCUCCUCGGUUCACUCGGGAUGAAGCGCUGUAUUGUCAAAAAUAAUAAUCAUCAUUUCAAAAGCGCCCUCCUCUUCCAAAGGAACGCCCCCCCCCCCCUCACACCGGGGGAUGGACCAACAGUCACCAAAAUGGCCGACAGACUGGCUUCUUUUUUUGUCACUUCCUGCUCCCAAACAGAAAACGUGACGAGCAGAGACGUGAGCAGCCUUUUUUUUUUUUAUUUCACCUCAUACCUCACCAUCCUUCCCUCCUUUCGCCAUACCGCCAUUUUCUUUCGGCGAGGAGUUGGACAGGACUCCGGCCUCAACUCUGUGUUGCCCGCCAUUUUGUUUUCCUCCUCAUGCUGUCUAAUUUAUCCUUGAUUUGUUUGCACAAUCGGGGUGCUGGUCUUUCUAAAUGUACUUUUAGGAGAAUUUUAAGCGGUUUUAAGUAACGAAGCAGGGCGUAGGCCUUUUUAUUUUGGAGGGUGCGUGUCUGCGUUCGUACGAUCGCGUGUGUACGUGCGUGUAAAGACAAGUGUUCUUUCUCUCAAUCAGUAUGCACCUUUUACAGAUUGUAUCUAUUUAUUUAUUUAUUUUUUUCCCAAAAGAAAAAAAAAAGAUGUGAGUGUGUGUGCGUUCUUUGAGUGGCUACAUAUGUACGCUUCAAUGAAAAAGAUUUUUAAGCCUAAACAGUAAUUUAAGGUAGCAUUACAAGGGUGUGUGUGUGUGUGUGCGUGUGUGUAUGUGUGUGUGUGAGACAGGGUUACCACAGACAGGCAUGCUUCCAAAGUGUUUCAAGGUUCGGACUUUUCACAUUUUAAUCGUCACGGGUUUUGGGGGUUUUCUGUUCUGAGAUAGAUUUUCUUUUUUUUUUUAUUUAUGUGCUGAAAAAAAAAGUCAUGAAUGCAGUGAAAGGGCCGUAACACACUGUUAUCAUUGUUUUUCUUUUCAAAUGAACUCUUAGGGCUGAGUUUAAAGAUGCUGCAAGAAUUUUAAAAUCCAUCUUCGAGGAAAAACAUGCUUCCCUUUGUUUUUUUUGGAGGUGGUUUUUAUGUGGGCCAUGCGGAUUUUGUCCAUCACAAGUCCGAGUUUGUAGCAAGAAGGCACUGACAGAUUUGGAAAUGUGGGGAAAUAUUUUCAAUUGCUAAUUAUAGUUUCAACAAAUGUUGUAGCUAGUCCUCUGACGUAGUAGAGGGCAACUGUCUCAAAUGUCACUCUAUGGGUCUUCCUUUAUUUAAUUGUUUUUUUGUAAAUACUUUCUUGAUGGAAAAAUAAGUCAAUUUUGGUCAGAAAUUAGACCAACAUGCUAUUUGGUUCAAUUUAACACAACUUUGAGAUGUUUUUUUUUUAAUUAUUAUUAAAACAACCCAAAUUUCGGUCAAAUCAAAAGGUUGGCUGAAAUAUAUCCAAAAAAUGGUUCAGUCCGAUGUUUGACCAAAAUGUGGUUAUUUCUGAUUUAGAGUGUAUUUUUCAUUUUCUAUUUCAUCCAAUUUGGGUUACUUUUAACCAGGCAGUUUUAAGACUAAAAGAUAAUCCAAGUGUGGGUCAUAAAGUAAAAAAUAUAUAUAAUAAUAAUGAUAAUAAUAAUAAUAAUUAAAAUAUAUAUAUAUUUUUUUUAAAUUUGAUUAUUUAACCCCAAAAGUAGGGUCAAAUGAAUAAUCUACAAAACAAACCCCAAAAUUAUUUUUUGUAAAAUUUUCUUUCCCAAAUUUACAUGGGAAAAAAAGUGUAAAGUGACUUUUGGGACAGCUUGUUUUAUAAAUUUGAUAUGAGGGCAAUGAUGCACUGUGGCCCUUAUCCAUGUGCGUGUGCUGUGACGCCCUGUUGCCUCUGGAGGAGAAAACCACUCAAACCUGGAGACAAAGAUCGUAUUUGCCACAUUUCUCCCAAGACAACACUGCCAUGUGUCCCUCUCAUAGCAGCUCUUGGCAGAGAAUGGAUGCAGUAUUCACCACCACUCUUGUGAGAAUUAUGCAAACUUAAUGUGAAUGUGAUGUCACGUGGCUGGAAAGCCGUCGGCUAUUUUGGAUUCCGUUGCUUACUUGCGCUUAUUUGCAGUUUUGUUUGAAUGCACGAUUGGAUAUUUAAAAGAUUUGUUAUCUUGAGCGAUUUGACUAAAGGCCCCAUUGAGAAUUCCUCAGAUGUGACCCUGAAUAACCCUGUCUGGUAACAGCAAGAUAUGCAAUAACUUUGUCUGUACGCUUCCCCCCUGGCAUGUUUUGUACCCCCCCCCCCCCCUCCCAUGCCAGAGAAACCUAACAUACUUGAAAUCAGGUGAGAUGCAGUGUAGUAUUCUUGACGUGUUUAUUGACCUGAAAUUAGUUUUUUGCUCUUUUGUUGUUGUUGUUGUUGUUCUUGCAGUCUGGGAGCCUGAUGAACGGUUGAUUAAUUUCUCUGGUCGAUGCGAGUGAUUGGCAGGUGUCGCCAUGACAACAUCAGAGUAGGUGAUGAACGAUUUUGAAAAAUCCUAUAACGAUUAAGCGAUUAUUUUUUUCAAUCCGAUGUUUUAUUUUACAAGCAGUUAAUUAAUCCGGAUUACAGUAAACAGUACUAGAUUUGUUAUACAAAUGUAAAUUAACGUCAUUUUAAUUCGAUUAAUCGUUCAACCCGACUGCUUGUACAUGCAGUAAAUGAUAUUAAAGGAAAGGAUAAUUUUUGCAUAUCUUGAAGAGGACAGCAGGGUUUUUCUGUUUUAUUCUCCGAAGAAGGGCUGCCCCCAAUUCAAUGUCGAGCUCAUUUAAAGCCCCCUCUGACCCCGGCAUAUAUUAAAAAGUGAUCCUUUGAGAUUAUUCAUAAAGAAAAGUGACUCAUUUAUUAAUUUUGAUAUUUCCCAGAGGCAUCGUUGAGAUUAAGAAAGCUCAUAGGCGGGGGAAAAAAAGAUGUUUUAAGGUUUAGAAAAUGACAAGACAAAUGUAACCAAUCAAUUUCACAGUCUUCAGUGGUGCCUUGAGAUAAGAGUGGCUUGAUAGCAAAUGAAGUUUGUAUCUCAAGGUAUACCAAUGAUAUAGAGGAGUUUAAAAUUCAUAUUGCCUCACCAUAGGCGGACGAUUGUAUAUUUUUCUACAAAUAUAUAAUCAAGAGAAUGUUAUGGAAGUAGAGGUCAAGAAUGUAUUUAUGGCCUACUGACUGUAGUGUCAGCAUGAAUUUAUCGGACCAUCCCACUUGAGAUAUAUUACGGAAAUUUUUCUCACUGAAAUAUAUUUGUUUCGUUUCAAAGAGAAAAGCCCAAAAAGCCUUUUUUUUUUUUUUUGCAUGGCCUCCAAUCAAUUUCAACCCAGAAUGAAGAGCAGGUGUACAGAUAUUUUAUGGGAAAGUAUAUUCUAGAAUGCUAGUUUACAUAGCGACUUUAUUCUAUUUUAGAUAUCAAAUGGAGAAAUACUUUAUGCGUGGAUGACAAGAGAUGACGGAGAUGGACAGUGCAAUUGAUAGUUCGCAGGCUUUGAGUUGUUAUACCCUGAUAAGUUUCCUUUCUCACAGCGAGUUUUGAAAGUGCAUGUGCAAAAACUGAAGUGACCAAAGCAAAAGGAUUGAUAUUCAAAAGUCAACCCAGGUGAAUAGUAACAGUGGUUACGAAGUUGAAGCAACUGAGGCUUUAUUCGUCUUAUUUAUUUGCUGUUAAUGAAAACGAAAUACCUGGCGUGGGAAAUUUGAUUCAAGACACAUGCGAGUCAACUUUUUAGCUCACAAAGAUUCACGCGAGCAUGUCUGUAUACGGGUGUGUGCUUGUGUGUGCAGCUUUAAUGAGCCUUUUAUUUUGCUGACAGAAAUGAGUCGAAAAACUCUCUCGCAGGGUUGGUUGUUUUUGUCUUCUUCACAGCUGGGAAUUAUGCCGAGAGGCGUUCAAAGACCAACUGUAGUGUUUGGAUGACAUCACUAUAUUUUACUGUCAAAAUGAGUGUUUAACGGGUGGCAGUGUAGGGAUGACAAGCCACACCCCUUCGGUUGCGUGAGGGCUUUUUAUUGGCCCCAUCACUUGGUCGCCUUGGUUACGGCUGCAUGGUCUAACACUCUUUCUUCUUUUUCUAAGUUGUUUCUUUUAUUUCAUUUUAGACUCUAGAAAAGGGAAAUAAUAUACAAAUUAAAUCUGAAUAUUAAUUCAAUCACUUUUCUACUCCUAUUUUCCAAAAAAAAGUGACACUGAAAAAAAACCAAGAAAAAAAAGUGGAUUUGUAAAUAAGUCGUGUACAGUUUGUAUCUGUAAGUCGUCAGUCUGUCAUUGGUGACAGAGUCUGUCUUGCUUAUAACGCACGCUACCAGUAAAUAAAAAAUAUAAAAAGGAAAAAGUAUAUUUAGACUGUAUGGUCCCUUGAAAGCAAGUUUUAAAUUAAUAUCUGAUGUAUAUUCCUGUAACAUUGCAUUUUUAUCUGAGGAAUGAUGUUAUUAAAAAAUUGCAAAUAAAUUGCA